Messenger RNA from Pangasianodon hypophthalmus (striped catfish), 2379 nucleotides. RefSeq names its product nuclear transcription factor Y, alpha (gene nfya). Gene Ontology annotation, cellular component: CCAAT-binding factor complex. Lineage: Eukaryota; Metazoa; Chordata; Actinopteri; Siluriformes; Pangasiidae. Gene Ontology annotation, molecular function: DNA-binding transcription factor activity, RNA polymerase II-specific; RNA polymerase II cis-regulatory region sequence-specific DNA binding. Bases 405 to 1433 code for a protein of 342 amino acids. The record is from RefSeq and is a predicted model, not a curated record. Gene Ontology annotation, biological process: regulation of transcription by RNA polymerase II. The transcript has 9 exons.
AAAUAAAUAAAUAGUUAGCGUCUACUUGUCAAACCAGAGGUUAAGACAUGUUACUGUCGUGUGGAUGGAAGUUACUAAUCCUGGCAUGUUCUUGUAAAAUCAUAUAAAUUUUAUUUAUUGGUCUAAGUAAUGUUUAUCUAGCGUUUUAACCAUAAGUUCGCUAUAACGUUAUAUUGCAGUUACUGAGGCAGCGGACAUGGCCGUAUCCUAAAUCCUCACUAUAUGACUUUGUAGGGCACUAAGUAGAACGCAGAACGUCGUUGCUUGGAUACAGUUGUAGAGCACAGGUGAAGGGAGUGUGGCGCAGUUUGGGAUUUGACCCGUGACUCAACAGCCAAAACGAGCCAGUUACUAGCUGGAAGCCGUAAACAUCUUUGAACUUGGGUUCUGAAUAGACUCUGAGCAUGGAGCAGUUCACUGAGACGGCGAGCGGAGGAGAGCAGAUCGUGGUGCAGGCGUCUGGUGGAGCGGUGCAGCAGCAGAGCACAGUGACUGCAGUGCAGCUGCAGGCCGACGGCCAGGUGGAUGCGAGUGCGGCCCAGCAGGUGCAGACUCUCCAGGUAGUUCAAGGGCAGCCUUUAAUGGUGCAGGUCAGCGGGGGUCAGCUCAUCACCCCCUCCGGGCAGCCCAUAAUGGUACAGGCCGUGCCGGGAGGACAGGCGCAGACGAUCAUGCAGCUACCGGUGACGGGCUCUCAGGGUCUUCAGCAGAUCCAGCUCGUGCAGCCGGGACAGAUUCAGCUCUCAGGAGGUCAAACGCUACAGGUACAAACUGCACAGGGACAGACGCAGCAGAUCAUCAUCCAGCAGCCGCAGACCGCAGUGACCGCAGGACAGAACCAGCCUCAGCAGAUCACAGUGCAGGGUCAGCAGGCUCAGACAGCGGAGGGUCAGACCAUCCUGUACCAGCCGGUCAACUCUGAUGGAACCAUCCUCCAGCAGGGCAUGAUCACUAUUCCAGCCGCCAGUUUAGCAGGAGGUCAGAUCAUCCAGGCGGGGUCAAACGCGAGCGGCACCGGGGGUCAGGGCACCGUGACCGUCGCCGUUCCUGUCACAGGAAACGUGGUCAACGCUGGAGGGAUGGUCAUGAUGGUCCAAAGCGGCGGCUCUGUCCCGACCAUGCAGCGGAUCCCUCUCCCCGGAGCAGAGAUGCUGGAGGAGGAGCCGCUGUACGUCAACGCUAAGCAGUACCACCGCAUCCUGAAGAGACGCCAGGCCCGCGCCAAGCUGGAGGCCGAGGGCAAGAUCCCCAAAGAGAGGAGGAAAUACCUGCACGAGUCUCGUCAUCGGCACGCCAUGGCGCGGAAGCGUGGUGACGGUGGACGCUUCUUUUCGGUGAAGGAGAAGGAGGAGCUGACUGUGCAGGUGAGCGGGAGGCUCCAGAUAAAUCCCGGCACUGAUUGGACUUCCAUCUCAGCCCCGCCCCUGGGAUAACAAUCGCAGGCUUUUAAGCAAUACACGCUCCCCUUUACAAGCCAAAGAGACUGCAUGUGUGUACGUGUGUGUGUGCACAUGUCUGUCUGUCUGUGUGUGUGUGUGUGUGUGUGUGUGUGUGUUAAUGCUUUCAGGCUUCCUCACAUGCAUGCAUCUUUUAUUAUUGCUGAGAACGUGUUGAGACAUGGUUAACUUAAUAUUAAUGUAAUAAAUGCAUAGUAAAUAUGUUCAGCACUUUGUCCUUAUAGUCACUGUUUCAAAGCUAAAACCAGUUUUGGCUGGUUUUGGACAGUUUCAGCAGUUUGGGUAACUUGUCCACCUGUAUGGACUGCACUGUACAGAGUGUAUUUGUGUGUGUAAUGUCUAAAAACAGCCGUGGUUCUGUUAAACAGCUUCACAUACGUGUGUGUGUGUGUGUGUAGCGAACACAUCUUAAACCCGUCCUUGCGCUGCCCCAGUAUUAACAUUAACACAUUAACAAAAGUGCUCUAGCUGAUAGAAAGUAGAGAUUACACUUUAAUCACAUUUUAAUCUGACUUCACUUAAUCUCAGUAACUCAGUAUUUAAUUUAUUCCUUCCCCAUACUUUCUUAUUAUUCAUGAUUAUUCACAAUAAACCGGCCGAUUCCAAGCUUCAUCGAGCUUCAGGACUCAUCAUUUGCAGUAUUUUGCUUUUCUCUGUAACCUAAAAUGUUAUUCUCAUCUGUGCCGUCUGCAUGGCUUGUCUGUGUCUGUGUCUGUAUCGCUGCUACGUUUGGAGUUUUAUUUCAUUGCUUAAUUAUUUGUCAUAAGUUAUUUACAUGUUUAAAAUGUUUGGAAAGGAAUGCAUGUGUUUUAACCUGCUGUAUAAAACACACUGUUUUGUCAUGUUCAUAUUCCUGGUGUUUUCUUGUACUUUCUCUUCUGUUACUUUUUUUUUUUUUAAUUUGCAAAUAAACACUUUUUUU